AUGUCCAGUGCAAGCUUCAAUGCCGGCCAAUUCCAUGGCCAAUCUCAGGAGAGGGCAGACCAAAGUGCAGACUUAGCAAAGCAAUCUGCAAGUUCCGCACAGAACACAGCAACUGCAGCCAUGGACCAUGCUUCUGCUGCUGCUGACUCAUCUGGAGGCCAAGCUCAGCUUCACAAGGAGGAAGCUGCCGGCUUUCUCCAACAGACGGGAGAGCAAGUAAAGAACAUGGCUCAAGGUGCAGUGGAUUCUGUGAAGCACACACUUGGGAUGGACAAGCAGAACUGA
Neltuma alba is the source of this 285-nucleotide messenger RNA. RefSeq names its product late embryogenesis abundant protein 7-like. The transcript has 3 exons. NCBI's taxonomy places the organism in Eukaryota, Viridiplantae, Streptophyta, Magnoliopsida, Fabales, Fabaceae. The record is from RefSeq and is a predicted model, not a curated record. The coding region runs from base 1 to 285 and encodes 94 amino acids.